CAAUUCAGCCAUCUACAAGCGAGUUCUGAAGCUGCAGCAAGUCAUGCAGGCAAAGAAGAAGGAGCUUGCCAGGAGAGAUGACAUUGAGGAUGGAGACAGCAUGAUUUCUUCAGCCACCUCUGAUACCGGUAGUGCCAAAAGGAAAAGGUAUACGCUCUUCUCAUAGCUGGAGACAUCUUCUCACUUCCUAUUUAUUUUGUUUUAGAUUAGUGAAGAUAAGUGUUUUUUUUAAGCUAUCAAGUAUGAACUCUUUUGUAAGCUUUAAAUACUUGAUAGCAUGUCCUCUUUUAGAAUUCAUUUGUAAAUUUAGAUGAUUAGCUUUUUUUAAUGCAAGUGCCAUAUUGCUUUUAGAUCACAUAGAUUAAAAUGGCAGCUACGGGUAUAGCUUGGCAAGACAUUAUUUUGCCUGAGUUCUUGUCUUCAAUGUGGCAUUUUAAGAGUGCCAUUGAAAUCUAAUUUAGGUAAUUUCUCCAUGGCGAAUUGCAGAGAUAGAAUACAAAUUAGGAAAGGUAAAGAGGCAUUCAGUAGUCCCACUGCAGUGAAGUAAGUCGUUGCUCUUACUCCUUUGUUUUCCUUGUUAAUACAAUCUCUGUUUGCCAUUUUAAGCAUGUCAGAUUGUAAAAUGCCAAAAAAUAGCUUCUUAUAGUACAUAAAAUGUUAAGCUAGGUAUUUGGAUUUCUUUUCUUUCUAACCUUUCUUUUAACUUCCCUAACCCUUCCUUGCUCUCACGGGUUUCAUGGAAGGGGAUCUUACUGUGAGACUCUGAACCUGGACUCCUAUAAGGAAUCAUGCAAGACCGUCUCUCUUUUGUCUAUACCUCACCCACGGAUUUUCUCUGGCCUAAUCAUUGUGGAACACUGUAUUCUUCCUCCAGCUUAACUGUCUUCCCAUCUUUGCAGCAGCGGUCAAUCCAGGGAGGAUAUCUUAAAUAAAGAAUCAGCUAAUCACUAAUAGCAAGGUUGAGAGAUUUAAAGUUGAAUGAAGAAGCUAUCAGUAACUGUUGACACAGUUCUGAACAUGCAUUAUAUAGACCCACUAAGAUCAGAGGAUUUAAAAAAGUGGUUUAGAAAGAGAAGCUGCCCUGUCUUUCCCUCUUACAAAUAGCAUUUGAGAAAAAAUUUUUAGUGUUGAAAGUAACUUUGCUAUGCUAUGCCAUGGUAACUAAAUCGAUUGGUGUACCCUGAGAUGUCUCCUCCAUUACUGGCCUGUGAAUUUCAUCCUUCCAAGUUCUUAAUUCCUUGUUAUACCAGGAACAACGGAGGAAAAAUGUGAAACCAGAUCAGAGACAUCAAAUCGAGAACGUCUUUGAGUGUAAUUUUAUAACUCUACUACAGCAUCACCUGUGUUUUCCAGAUCAGUCACCAAUCAAAGAUAAAAACUUCUCAGGCAAAAGAAGGUAAUGGAGGCAAAAGUGAUGGUACAGUUAGUGCCAGCACUGAAUGAAAACAAAAAUCCUAAACUAGUUGAGUGAUAAGAAAAUAGUUCCAGGGAAGCAUUAGCUUAGGCCAGAUCUCUAGAAGUUUCAUCUUUGUGGCUUGUAGUUUGUGGGGCAUCUCAAGUAGAUUAAGUAAAAGUUAUGGCCCUAAAAUCUCCUGUAAAAAGAAAAGUCUCUUUAUGAAUAGGUUUCCUAGGAAGUAAUUUUUGUAAUAAAGUGAAAAAAACAAACGAGAAGAACAAAUAUAAAUCAUCUGCUAAAGCAAUAAAAGAACAAACCUGUGUUUAUUAAAAGGUUGAGAGAAGCAAGGCCUACACUUUGGACUAUGACAAAAGAAACAAUACGAUGAGCCUUUUAUAAGAUAGUUAUAUUGAGAAGAUUUGGUAUUAAGAAAUGGACUCUCUACAAUUCAGGCAAACACAGCAGCCUGGUAGGUUAAGCUAAGCUUGGCCAGAGAAGUCAGGGCCAAGUUUUGUGAGUACCACUGAAUCUGACUCCUAAGUAUUGUAUAUGAUUCUAUCUUCGCUUUGUUUUUUAGUACCAAAGAGUUUGAGAAUAAUUGGAUGUGGGUGUGUUUUGCUUCAUUCUGGGAGUGUAUUCUUCUCCCUCAUCUCCCACCCUGUUACCCAAAAAUCCACCCACUGUCUUCCAUGUUGAAAUGUUCCAAGUAUUCUUAAUAUCUUUUAUCCUCUGGACUGAGUAAUCCUCUUUUUUCCCAACCAUGUUUGGUUAUACAUGACCCUCCAGCAUUGCUCUGUUUUGUUUCUUUUCACAUGUAAUGUUUGUCUCUGCUUUCCCAGGAACACUCAUGACAGUGAGACGUUGGGUCUCAGGAGGCUAUCCAGUAAAAAGAACAUAAGAAAGCAGCGAAUGAAAAUCUUAUUCAAUGUUGUUCUUGAAGCUCGAGAACCAGGUUCAGGCAGAAGACUUUGUGAUUUAUUUAUGGUUAAACCAUCCAAAAAGGAUUAUCCUGAUUAUUAUAAAAUUAUCUUGGAGCCAAUGGACUUGAAAAUAAUUGAGCAUAACAUUCGCAAUGACAAAUAUGCAGGGGAAGAGGGAAUGAUCGAAGACAUGAAGUUGAUGUUCCGGAAUGCCAGGCACUACAACGAGGAGGGCUCCCAGGUAUACAACGAUGCACACAUCCUGGAGAAGUUGCUCAAGGAUAAAAGGAAAGAGCUGGGCCCGCUGCCUGAUGAGGAUGACGUGGCUUCCCCCAAACUCAAGCUGAGUAGGAAGAGUGGCAUUUCUCCUAAAAAAUCAAAAUACAUGACUCCAAUGCAGCAGAAAUUAAAUGAAGUCUAUGAGGCUGUAAAGAACUAUACUGAUAAAAGGGGUCGCCGCCUCAGUGCCAUAUUUCUGAGGCUUCCCUCCAGAUCCGAGCUGCCUGACUACUAUCUGACCAUCAAAAAGCCCAUGGACAUGGAAAAAAUUCGAAGUCACAUGAUGGCCAACAAGUACCAAGAUAUAGACUCUAUGGUUGAGGACUUUGUCAUGAUGUUUAACAACGCCUGUACGUACAAUGAGCCUGAGUCCCUGAUCUACAAAGAUGCCCUUGUUCUACACAAAGUCCUGCUUGAAACUCGCAGAGACCUUGAGGGAGAUGAGGACUCUCAUGUCCCAAAUGUGACCUUGCUGAUUCAGGAACUUAUCCACAAUCUUUUUGUGUCAGUCAUGAGUCAUCAGGAUGAUGAGGGAAGAUGCUACAGUGAUUCCUUAGCAGAAAUUCCUGCUGUGGAUCCCAGCUUUCCAAACAAACCUCCUCUUACCUUUGACAUAAUUAGGAAGAAUGUUGAAAAUAAUCGCUACCGGCGGCUUGAUUUAUUUCAGGAGCAUAUGUUUGAAGUAUUGGAAAGAGCAAGAAGGAUGAAUCGGACAGAUUCCGAAAUAUAUGAGGAUGCAGUAGAACUUCAGCAGUUUUUUAUUAAAAUCCGUGAUGAACUCUGCAAAAAUGGAGAGAUCCUUCUUUCACCAGCACUCAGCUAUACCACAAAACAUUUGCAUAAUGACGUGGAGAAAGAGAAAAAGGAAAAAUUACCAAAAGAAAUAGAGGAAGAUAAACUAAAACGAGAAGAAGAAAAAAGAGAAGCUGAAAAGAGUGAAGAUUCCUCAGGUGCUGCAGGCCUCUCAGGCUUACAUCGCACAUAUAGCCAGGACUGCAGCUUUAAGAACAGCAUGUACCACGUUGGGGAUUACGUCUAUGUGGAACCUGCGGAGGCCAACCUACAGCCACAUAUCGUCUGUAUUGAGCGACUAUGGGAAGAUUCUGCCGGUGAAAAAUGGUUGUAUGGCUGUUGGUUUUAUCGGCCAAACGAAACUUUCCACCUGGCUACACGAAAAUUUCUAGAGAAAGAAGUUUUUAAGAGUGAUUAUUACAAUAAAGUUCCUGUUAGUAAAAUUCUAGGCAAAUGCGUGGUCAUGUUUGUCAAGGAAUACUUUAAAUUAUGCCCAGAAAACUUUCGAGAUGAGGAUGUUUUUGUCUGUGAAUCACGAUAUUCUGCCAAAACCAAGUCUUUUAAGAAAAUUAAACUGUGGACCAUGCCCAUCAGUUCAGUUAGAUUCGUCCCUCGGGAUGUGCCCCUGCCUGUGGUCCGAGUGGCCUCUGUAUUUGCAAAUACAGACAAAGGGGAUGAUGAGAAGAACACAGACAACUCAGAGGACAGUCGAGCUGAAGACAGUUUUAACUUGGAAAAGGAGAAAGAAGAUGUCCCUGUAGAAAUGUCCAAUGGUGAACCAGGUUGCCACUACUUUGAGCAGCUCCGUUACAACGACAUGUGGCUGAAGGUUGGUGACUGUGUCUUUAUCAAGUCCCAUGGCCUGGUGCGCCCUCGCGUGGGCAGAAUUGAAAAGGUAUGGGUCCGAGAUGGAGCUGCAUAUUUUUAUGGCCCAAUCUUCAUUCACCCAGAAGAAACAGAGCAUGAGCCCACAAAAAUGUUCUACAAGAAAGAAGUGUUUCUGAGUAAUCUGGAAGAAACCUGCCCCAUGACAUGUAUUCUGGGAAAGUGUGCUGUAUUGUCAUUCAAGGACUUCCUCUCCUGCAGGCCAACUGAAAUACCAGAAAAUGACAUUCUCCUUUGUGAAAGCCGCUACAACGAGAGUGACAAGCAGAUGAAGAAGUUCAAGGGACUGAAGAGGUUUUCUCUCUCUGCUAAAGUGGUAGAUGAUGAAAUUUAUUACUUCAGGAAACCAAUUGUUCCUCAGAAGGAGCCCUCACCAUUGUUGGAAAAGAAGAUCCAGUUGCUAGAAGCUAAAUUUGCCGAGUUAGAAGGUGGAGAUGAUGAUAUUGAAGAAAUGGGAGAAGAGGAUAGUGAGGUCAUUGAACCUCCUUCUCUACCUCAACUUCAGACCCCUCUGGCCAGCGAGCUGGACCUCAUGCCCUACACACCCCCACAGUCUACCCCAAAGUCUGCCAAGGGCAGUGCAAAGAAGGAAGGGUCCAAACGGAAAAUCAACAUGAGUGGCUACAUCCUGUUCAGCAGCGAGAUGAGAGCUGUGAUUAAGGCUCAACACCCAGACUACUCUUUUGGGGAGCUCAGCAGACUCGUGGGGACAGAAUGGAGAAACCUUGAGACAGCCAAGAAGGCAGAAUAUGAAGAGCGGGCAGCUAAAGUUGCUGAGCAGCAGGAGAGAGAGCGAGCAGCACAGCAACAGCAGCCGAGUGCUUCUCCCCGAGCAGGCACCCCUGUGGGGGCUCUCAUGGGGGUGGUGCCACCACCAACACCAAUGGGGAUGCUCAAUCAGCAGUUGACACCUGUUGCAGGCAUGAUGGGUGGCUAUCCGCCAGGCCUUCCACCUUUGCAGGGCCCAGUUGAUGGCCUUGUUAGCAUGGGCAGCAUGCAGCCACUUCACCCUGGGGGGCCUCCACCCCACCACCUUCCGCCAGGUGUGCCCGGCCUCCCGGGCAUCCCACCACCGGGUGUGAUGCACCAAGGAGUGGCCCCUAUGGUAGGGACUCCAGCACCAAGUGGAAGUCCAUAUGGACAGCAGGUGGGAGUUUUGGGGCCUCCAGGGCAGCAGGCACCGCCUCCAUAUCCCAGCCCGCAUCCAGCUGCCCCACCUGUCAUACAGCAGCCGACAACACCCAUGUUUGUGGCUCCGCCACCGAAGACCCAGCGGCUUCUCCACUCAGAGGCCUAUCUGAAAUACAUUGAAGGACUCAGUGCUGAGUCCAGCAGCAUUAGCAAAUGGGACCAGACGCUGGCAGCUAGAAGACGUGAUGUCCAUUUGUCGAAAGAACAGGAGAGCCGCCUACCCUCUCAUUGGCUGAAAAGUAAAGGGGCCCACACCACCAUGGCAGAUGCUCUCUGGCGCCUUCGGGAUUUGAUGCUCCGAGACACCCUUAACAUUCGCCAAGCAUACAACCUAGAAAACGUUUAAUCUCAUCAAUUACGUUUCUUUUAUAGAAGCAUAAAAGAGUUUUGUGGAACAGUAGCCAUUUUAGUUACUGGGGGUGGGGGGAAGGAUCAAAGGAUGAUAAUUUUUAUUGCAUUUUAUUGUACAUCACAAGGCCAUUUUUAUAUAAGGACACUUUUAAUAAGCUAUUUCAAUUUGUUUUUGUUAUAUUAAGUUGACUUUA
Trichechus manatus latirostris (Florida manatee) is the source of this 6008-nucleotide messenger RNA. RefSeq names its product polybromo 1 (gene PBRM1). The transcript is spliced from 19 exons. Gene Ontology annotation, biological process: transcription elongation by RNA polymerase II; chromatin remodeling. The record is from RefSeq and is a predicted model, not a curated record. Gene Ontology annotation, cellular component: RSC-type complex; SWI/SNF complex. The coding region runs from base 2171 to 5809 and encodes 1212 amino acids. Lineage: Eukaryota; Metazoa; Chordata; Mammalia; Sirenia; Trichechidae. Gene Ontology annotation, molecular function: protein binding; chromatin binding.